GCAAAGUGUUGUAUCUCGACCCAGAGCAGAAUCUAAAGAAAGAGCUAUGUCACAGUCUACAUGUAAAAUUAUGUGGAUACAUAAUCUUCUUACUAAAAUUGGGUUAAAGCAUCACAUAUCAGCAAAACUCUGGUGUGAUAAUCAAACUGCUCUUCAUAUUGCCUUGAACCCUGUAUCAUGAAAGAACAAAACAUAUUGACUUUGAUUGCCAUUUUAUUAGUGAGAAGAUUCAGGAAAGGUUAAUUUCCACCAUGUUAGGAUAUAAGCGUCCACUAACACUCAAUGAAUCGGGUCUCUUGACACAGUAAGAACAAUAAUGCAAGCACAAACAGUAAGUAAAGCAACACAAGCACUUCACAUGGAGAAGAUUCAGGAAAGGCUAAUUUCCACCGGCUAUGUCCAGCUCAUCACUUUGUCAAUUUCUGAUCUAAACAGAAUUUGAUCAUCCCUAACUAACUUUACCAUCUAUAUAUCUCUUCAAGAAUCGCUUAUUUUCUGUUGCAAUUCUCUCUCAAUAACUGCAUUCAGUUCAAAGAGAAAGAUCUCAUUUUCAAUCUACAUUUAUCACUUUUUAGUCAGAUGCAGUUCUUCUACUUCGUUUUGGUAUCUCUGUUGUGUUUUCUUUCAACCCAUUAAUGGUGUUGAUGUGAGAACAGUGGUGGGGUUGUUGAAUUUUCUGUUUCUGGGCAUUUCUGGUUUCUGGGUGUAGUGUUGAUUGAUAUUCACGAACUUGUACUCUGUUUGUGUGUCAGUUGGAUUCAUUCUUGUGUUUUUUAUCGACAUUGAAUUUUAGUGUUGUUUGUUCGGAAUUCAGGGGAAAUUGAAUUUGGGUUUUUCUGCUAGUGUUGAAUUAUUGGAGUUUUGGGGUACAUUUCUACAUUUUCGAUCAGCUAUUAGCUAUACAUUUUUAUUGUUCUGUGAGUUUAAGAAGGAAAUGAAAGAUGGUUUCGUGGCUGGAUAGGACUGUAGCAGCUUGUUGCCAACCUUCUGAUCGAUAUGUCGAUUUUAGCAAUGGUGAAGAUGGUGUUCUGGGAGGUGAAGAUUACCCAUUGCUAUGGUAUAGAGACCUUGAGAAACAUUCAUGUGGCGAGUUCUCUUUUGCUAUUGUACAGGCUAAUCAAGUAUGCGAAGAUUAUGGCCACGUUGAACCAGGUCGUGAAGGUACCUUUGUUGGGGUUUAUGACGGCCAUGGUGGCCUCGAUGCUUCAAGAUUUGCCUGUGAUAACCUUAGCCGGCAUUUAAUAAUGCUUGCUCGAGAAAAUGGAACAAUAGAUGAAGAAGUCCUUAAUAAUGCCUUUGCUGCAACUGAAGAUGGCUUCCUUUCUAUUGUGGAAAGGGAAUUUCAUAUUCUUGAUCCAGGAAUUGCGUCAACGGGGUCCUGCUGUCUGGUUGGUGUUAUCUGGAAACGGACGUUAUAUGUUGCUAACCUGGGGGACUCUAGAGCAGUAUUAUGUCAUACAGGAAGAUACAAUAGGAUUUCUGCUAAGCAAUUGACUAAUGAUCAUAAUGUCAGGGAUGAACUGAGAGCUCUUCACCCAGACGAUCCAAACAUUGUGAUUGGUUUCGGGGGAAGAACAUGGUGUAUUAAAGGCAUUAUAAAGGUAACUAGAGCAAUUGGAGAUGCAUCUAUGAAGAAGCCAGAAUUUGCUCAUGGUGUGAUGAAACCUUUUAGGGGGCCAGUAGUAAGAGCUGAUCCAUCUGUCUCUUCAAGAAAGUUACAGCCAUGCGAUAGAUUUGUUAUAUUUGCUUCUGCUGGGCUGUGGGAUCUCUUAAGCAACGAAGAGGCUGUACAAAUUGUGCAUACCUACCCUAGACAGGGCAUAGCUAGAAGACUUGUUCUAUCAGCCCUGAAUGUGGCUGCACGUGCAAGAAAGUUGACGCGCGAUGACCUUAUGAAUUUUGACAAAGGUGUCAGGAGGGCCUUUCAUGAUGAUAUAACAGUCGUGGUCAUCUUUAUUGAUCACGAGAAGCUGAAUGACAAAUUAACUGUACCUGGCAUGUCAGUUCGAGGAUUUGUAGACACUCAUCGACCAACAGAUUUUAACAUUGAGCAAGAGGUUGCUACAGAGACCGAACACACAGCAAUCGAACCCACAGGGACUGAACCCACGGAGACUGAACCCACAGAGACUGAACCCACAGGGACCGAACCCACAGGGACCGAAGCCACAGGGACUGAACCCACAGAGACUGAACACACAGUGACCGAACCCACAGAGACCGAAACCACAGAGACUGAACUCACUGAGACGAUAUAACAAGUAUUUGGCACUUGUUCUUUUCUAGGGAAGCCUGGAUCUCCCAUUAUUGCCUCGUUUUACCAAUUAACAUUUUGAUAUACAGUCCAGAUGAUCAGCAAGACUAUUAGGUUACCCAUAUCCAAAUGGUCAUCGGCAAAUUUUGAAUGUACAAACACUUGCUGAGGACACUACCUCCUAUUGUUUGCUUACCACAAUAUAUUUGAAUGUAAGGCCAUAAAAGUUGGCAUUGUGAUCGGAAAAAAAAAAUACAUUCUGUUUCAAGAUGUAUACACAUUCUUGCCUUUAGAAGAUUUCAUGCUUGUUCUAAAAAUUGUGCCCUUGUCUAAAACUAUGCAAACAUGGAAUGAAAUUUGGUGAAAAUAAAUCUUUUUUCUAAA
Messenger RNA from Solanum lycopersicum (tomato), 2638 nucleotides. Its product is annotated as probable protein phosphatase 2C 43. Gene Ontology annotation, molecular function: protein serine/threonine phosphatase activity; cation binding. The record is from RefSeq and is a predicted model, not a curated record. NCBI's taxonomy places the organism in Eukaryota, Viridiplantae, Streptophyta, Magnoliopsida, Solanales, Solanaceae. Gene Ontology annotation, biological process: peptidyl-threonine dephosphorylation.